This is a messenger RNA of Pomacea canaliculata, 5186 nucleotides long. RefSeq names its product T-complex protein 11-like protein 1. Gene Ontology annotation, biological process: signal transduction. The transcript has 10 exons. The record is from RefSeq and is a predicted model, not a curated record. Bases 135 to 1724 code for a protein of 529 amino acids. NCBI's taxonomy places the organism in Eukaryota, Metazoa, Mollusca, Gastropoda, Architaenioglossa, Ampullariidae.
GUUUAGAAACACCCUACAUGAAUUUAUGUGACGUCACAUCCGUAAACAAAGUUAGCGUCCUUCCUUUGUCAGUCGUGUAGAGUUCUACGACAUUCUAGACAAAUUUGCGACACAGAACGCACAGGGCCAUAAUAAUGGCAGAGAAGGAGGAAAACAACUUAGACAGGCUGAACCACUCCUCUGACGGUGAUAGAGAAGAAAAGAAUGGACAGAGCAUCCCAAACAGUGAGACAGAGGUAGAAGGCAAGAAGAGAAGGACACGGACACCAAGCCCUAAAUCCAACCCAAUCCAAGCCUUUAUGGUUGCAGCUUCUCCUCCAAAGUUCAUCUCAUUUGACCAGCUGAUGGCAGCUGCGAAUGGUGUCAAGAACAUGUCUCUAGCUCAUGAAAUAGCUGUCAACAAUGACUUCCAGAUAGAAAAACUUCAACCACAGGAGAACAGCAUUGAGAAACAAGUACGUGAUGUAAUGCACAAAGCUUUCUGGGAUGUUCUGGAAGACAAGCUGAAAGGAGAUCCUCCAGACUAUUCUCAUGCACUAGUGCUCAUUGAGGAAGUCAGAGAGAUGUUGGUAUCACUUCUGCUGCCACAACAUGUGCGACUCCGUGCUCAACUGCAAGAAGUGCUGGACAUGGACCUCAUCCAGCAGAAGAUGGAGAAUGAUGCAUUUGACAUUUUUUAUUAUGCAAACUAUGUUGUUGACACCAUGUCACGGUUGUGUGCUCCUGUGCGGGAUAAAAGGGUGGCCAGACUUAGAGAUAGCAAAGAGGUGGUCCCUCUCUUCAAGGAGAUCUUUGAAGUUCUGGAGUUAAUGAAAAUGGACAUGGCAAACUUCACCAUUCAGCAAAUACGACCUUAUCUUCAGCAACAGUCAGUAGAAUAUGAACGAAAGAAGUUCAACGAAUUUCUUAAGACUCAGGAGGAGAGUGGCACAGAUGGUCUGGAGAUCACACGAAUGUGGUUGAAGAGAAACUAUGACAAGCUUCUUGCUGAAGAGGCUCACUGCGAAGAACAGGACUCUGCAGCUUCCCAAGCUUCUGCUACUGACUCCAUGCCAUCAACUUCUUCAGGAUCUAGAGGCUCUAAGGCAACACCUGCUGCGAUCAUGAAUGAAGCAUACAUGGAGACACUCAGCUGGGAUGAGAACAAUAUCUAUCCAGAGACUCUACUGAUGGAUAGAGCACGCUUCUUCGAACUUGAAACAAAAUGUUCUCUGCUGACAAACAUUGCGGCUGUGCAGCUGGUGACCUACAGUACAGUGGGAGCCCCAAUUGCUGGCAUUCAGACAUUGAAGCAGACAUUGAAGUCUCAUGUUCAGACACUGCUAGAAGGAGAAAACAUAGACUUGAAGGAGACACUGGCGAAUGUCGCAGAGCAGGUGAAAAAGGAUGUAAAUGAGUGUCUUGUUCAACAUGGCUUUUCUCAGCUGGAUGAAAAGAAAUCCAAGCUGCUGACUGGGCAGAUCUGUGAUCUUGCAUCAUCUGGUAAUGCAGUGACAACUCUCAUGAAGCGUCGAAUGACAAACUUCAUAAAGGAUUCAAUAUCCACCCGACGUGUUGACCCCCUCAAGCUUCCUCCUGGCUUUUCUGCAGUGGAGACGGAGUUAUCUCAAGUACUUGGGCAGUUUAUGCGGCUCAUCUCUCACAACCGGUCUGUGUUUGGCCCACAUUACUCAGCAGUUAUUUCUCAGCUCCUGGAACGACAGCAGGACCUGUCUCCCCAUUGAACUUCAUUAUCUAGAGUCCCCUUCUGAGAAUGUUGGCAUGUUGCCGAGUGAUGGUUUGCUUUGGAUUGUAGCCUAAAGUCUGUUGUGGCUUCUGUGUGACAAGAUACCCUGUGUAAGGUAAUCUGUAUCUUUGCUGCAGUAAUGUUGGUUGUGAACUAAGGGCAUAAACACUUGACAUGCAGGAAUGACUCUAUGGCCUUGUCAUUAGCAAGACAGCAGCUAACUCUUGAAUAGUGACAUUACUUGUGACAUAAGGCACCACAAAAGGUGGAGAGAGAUACUGGCACUAUUUUCUGGUUGAACCUGAUCCAAUCAUCAAGUAGAGAUUUAAAGGGGAGAUUUCAUGAUCCAGUUUUUAACUUGCCUUAACUUUAAGUAAUUAUCCCUGACUAUUACGAUACCACAAUGAUUUAAAGUUAAACUAAGCUGGUUCAUACCAUUUGGAGACAUCAUGAAAAUGUCCAGAACAUGGAUAUCGGUCAUGAGCCUGUUGAUCAUGGGUUACAUCUACAGGGGACAAUACUAGUUCUAGGACAAUUAAUGAUUGCUUCUCGCCCAUGCCAGGCUCAAGUCAUGCUGUCUGUUAAGGGUUGCAAGUGUGUGAUUUACUUUAUUGUUGGAAAGUUGAUUAUGUACAGCUACGCUUUAAUGUUAUUUGGCUAAGACUGCUGAGGAAUGAACUGCAGACAUAAACAAUUAUGUACAUAUAUAAUGCAUGAAUAUUUGUCUAUGCUUUAUCUACCCACCCACCAACACACACAUAUACACCUAUACCUAUAUGCUUAUUUACAUUUGUUGAAUAUAUAUAUAUGAUCUUGUAUAUGUAGAUGCAUGCUUUAAGAUUGAGUGUUUUGUUACAUUUAAAAGAGUUUUUAAGUUUGUCAGUUUAAAGACAACCUUUAUGAUUAGUGCAACUUUCCUGUUUUUUCAAUGUUUAAAUGCCAUGUUAUAGGUCACCUGUACAUGUCUGCAUUUUUUUUGUCAUGUCAAAACUGGCUGCUAGGAUUAGGCACUUCAUAAACAUAAAAAUUAUUUUUGUGAAGAUUUGUUUGAAAUAGUGGUCUACACCAUCAAUCCUUUCAACUGAAAGUUGCAGUUUUGACUAGGCAUCAUGACCACCCUAUUUGCAUUAUGAUAACUUACAUUAUAAAAGAAAAUAUGACUAAAUCACAUGCUUUUUGGAGAGAUCUUCAUUAGACUUUUACCUAUGGAGAUUGUUGAUAAUUUAAAAAAUUCAUUUAUAUUAAGCCUCAAUAUGAAACUUUGCUAUUAAUCUAGUAACAUUGCAGUGCAUGUAUAUUCUGUAUGAGAUAAUGCCUUCCAUGAUGUCAUGUGCUAAAACUAUGAUUUAGUGUUAGUUUACAAAUUAAGGGUAAUGAGUUAAUUCAGACGAUUGUAUGUGUUUAUUGAAAAGUGAAGCUAACGAUAAUUAGAAUUGUUUAAUCUCAUGAACACCACCAUUAAAAUUGAGAGCAGAAGGAAACCCAAAAGUUGGUAAGAACAAAGGGAUGUUUGAUGCCAUCCUUUUUUUUUAAAUGCGCUCCGAGUUGAGUGUCCAAUAGAUAACACAUUAAGUGUAUUUUCUGAAGAGAUUAUGGAGACAAUUUUUUCUCUUGUGGGUUUGUGGUUGUCCUGACCAUCUCAAAUUCUUGUGUGUUGCCUAUUCAGAUAGUGGAUCAGGGCUUCUGCUUACGCAAAAAAUUGCGUACAGUACGCAUUAAAAGUUCGGAGGACCCCUUCAAUUUUCGUCAAUGGGGUCCCAUACAAAUUUGGGCAAAGAUCAGGGACCCCUUGAAAAUCUGAAGAAGGGGUCCCUGGGACCCCAAAGAAUUUAGCCUUAGCAGAAGCCCUGGUGGAUUUUGUGUUUUCUGUAAAGGUUGGUGAUUACAAUCCAUGUAUCCAUUGAAAGUGCUUCCACUUUAAUGUGCUGGUCACUGUUGCUGCAACAGCUACCAUAAUCAUACAGUAAAGACUCCAGGUUCACUGUUUUGGUGUCAUCAGUGUAUAUACAUGUAUAUGUACAUUGAAAGUUAAUUUUUUUUUUCUUUCAGAUACAACACACGUUAGGAAAUAAUUAUUGCAAAAGUUAUUACUUAAUGGGCUUCUUAGUGUUUCAGCCCCUUUCUCUUCCCUUUGUCAUCAAACCACUAACUUGUAUUGCACGUCCAUGAUAAAACAACAGUUAGACUAUUCUUUCUGCUGUCAUUUUUGUGUUAAUUAAGUGAUUAUUUGAGUAAUGAGUAAUGAGUUCAUCGUGCAACUGAAUUAUGAAGAAUAAUUUGAAAUACUUUUUAGCCUUAAGGAUAAAUCAAAAAAGUAAUAUUGUCUAUUAUGGAUAGUCAGUUUUUACAAAAGAUAAAUUUGCAAAACAGCCAUAUUUUGGUUUUAAGUAAUGUUUAAAUCAUUUUGUUCUGUUUCCUAAAUUACAUUUAUUUAACAGGAUGUAAAGUUAUUUGAAAAUGAAAGUAUUUUUCAGUGGUCUUUGUAUCGUUAUCACCUGUUAUCACAAGUUAUAUAAAGAUAAUUAAAAUAAAGAUCAUGUGUAUAUAUUAUGUCAGUAAUUUUAACCUUAUUUCAAAGUUUGAUUUUUUUUAAGAGAAAUAUUUUUUCUUUGACAAAAUGCAUACACCUUAUUCUAUUUCAUUAAUAUUUACAGCAUACUAUUUAGUAGCAUUUUUCACAAGUAAGCUGUAUUGUAGAUGAGAUAGAAAUAUAAAACUUUGAAACCUCAUUUGAAAAAUAUUAAAACAUGUUUUUGUGUUAAUCUCAAGAAAAGUUCAGAUGGAUAUUCACAUUGUGGCAUUAUAUCUUUCCAAACAUUUAACUUUUUAAAAAUAGUCAUCCUAAGAUUCUGUUUUGAUUUUGUGCUGCUUAGAAAAUGCAAUAAAAUGUGUGUGGUUAUUGGUGACUCAAUGGGGUUGAGGUGCACAGUAAUUAUUACUCCUGUAGCAUUUAAUUCUGGUGAAGCUCCACAGCUUGGCAUUAAACUGACUUUAGUUUGACACAGUAUAGGUUACUGUAUUUGGUUAAAAGAGUCUUUGUGCCCAUCCAACAGCUAUGGACAUCUCAAGAAAAAGAGAAAAUGGCAUGCAAAGGUUGCUUUCAUAGACCUUAUCUAAGACAUAGUGCACCACAAUAUAGUUUUCUACUCCUAUGCUUGGCAACUUUUUAGGAACCUAACAUUUAAUCCAUCCGCAAGAUUCAUUUUGAAAAGUAUUUCCGACACAGCUAUGGCAUUACAUAAGGCAUUUUGUUGGCAUUGCUAACUUUCAAAUGAAUAUCAGUCAGGAAUUGUUUAGUCAUAUUUCUCAUUGUCUAUUAAGGAUAUUUUCCAAUAAUUGAAGGUAUCUGCUUCAAAGAUUGUUUCUUUGAAAUCGUAUUGCAUUGUCUAAGGAAGAGACGAGCUAUAGUAAUCAUCUCUUUCCCCACUUUUAUUGAAAAAAUAAAAUUAAAGAAAAGAAA